UGGACGCCGCCUCCCGUCCGGCGCCGCCGCACCCCACUUCCGGCGCUUGAUCCCACGCCCGCUGCCGCCCCCACUCCUCCAGCGCCGUCUCCCUCCCCGCCGUCGUCCAGCCACUCGAGUGCGCCGCCAACAUCCCCAAUCGACCAGCGCCUCCCGUCAAACGCUGCCCGGUCGCCGUCCAGCCACUUCAGCGCCGCUUCCUUCCCCAUCGACCGUCACCUCCUCGUCGUUCCAGGGCUAACCCUUCGACGUCCAGCAGCCCCCCUCACCGUCGAGCACUCCAGCGCCGUCUCGCUCCCCGUCGACCGGCGCAGGGCCUCCCUCGUCUGCCGGAUCUGCCUCACGGCCUCGUCCUCCUGUUUCCUCCCAGUCCAGCGCCUCCAAACAACACAGAAAAGGUAGCAGCUUCCACACUUCUUCAGCGCGCACGAUUAACCCGGGGAUCGACUCGGGUUCUUGGUACCUCAGAUCGAGACCUAAUUAACCUCGGGUUGCCCACAAUCGCAGGUCGCAAGUACCGCGCGCCGGCCCCCAAGGAAGAUCGAUGGAGACGCUGCCGGACGACGUUGUCGUGGAGAUCCUGGUCCGCGUGACGGAGGUGGCAGCCCUAUUCCGCUGCACCGCAACGUGCAGACGAUGGCGCCUCCUCAUAGCUGACCCGUCUUUCCUCCGCCGCCGCUGGCCGGAGGGCGUGAGCCUCCAGUCCUCCCUGCUCGGCUUCUUCGCCUUGCAACAGCCCCGUCAAGAACCAACAGAAGGGAGCUCUACAAUGCCGCUCUUCACCCCGGUGCCAUGCUCCCCCCACCGCUUCAUCGCCAUCCCUGAUCAGCCUCGAAGCGGCCAGGCAGUGGUGCUCGCCUCGCACCGUGGCCUUCUUGUUGUGCGCUUCGUCCCACUCGACGCCAUCAGCAUGUUCGAGAAAAUCAUGAUCCUGGCUGUGUGUGAUCCAAUCGCCGGCACAAGCCGCCCGCUGCCUCCGUUGAAGUGCAGUAGGUCUUUCCGAAUAGAAGGAUGCGCCCUUCUAACUGGUGCGGAUUGUCGCGUGACCAAACGGCGAGGGGCGUCGCCGUCAGUCUACUCGUCCUUCAAAGUGCUAAUCAUCAGUUACGACGGACGGUACAAUCUCCAUGUGCUCGCGUCCAAUGAGUUGAGCUGGAGGACGUCUAGAAACUGGUUUGAACCUGUUGAGUAUGCCGGACGUGUGGUGCCCCAGCAGAUCAACAUCGUCGUGUGCCGAGGCAUGGCACACUGGCUCUUCAAGUACUCGUCAGACUUCUACACACUCAACGUGUGCGCUAAGACCAUGCAGAUGUCUAUAACAAAGCUCCCUCUCACAAGGAACCCCCUCGGCUUCAAGUUUUCAAGUGCACUGCUUAAUGUCACCAACGAUGGAAGUCUAUCGCUGCUUGGUUUAUACAGGGACUGCAGCUGGCUGGAGAUGUGGACACAUGAAGGUGACAACAAGAGUGUAGAUGGCAUGGCAGACUGCUGGCACCAAACCAAGAUGAUUGAGCUGAUACAACCCAAGGAGAGUACGGUUGGCCUGGUGCAAUGCGUGUGCGUGAGCGAGAUGAGCGGUAAACUGCUCGUAAAGGACAAUCAAGAUUGCGCGUACAUUGUAGAUCUCCAAACUGGGGCGAUGGAGACUGUCACCGACUGGUUUUGCGGCAUUGUCACGAUGGCUGUCCCAUUUGAGAAGGAUUGGCCGACCUUCUUCAUGUCUCGCUUGGCGGGUGGUAGGAUCAAGCGGAAUAAACUGAGAGGAGCUAUAUCGAAAAUUGCUUCCACUUUUUGCAAACCAAUAGUUGUGGCAAUUAUCUUUGGGUUAAUUGUUAUGAGUCUGGAUCAUGAAGAGCUACAGGAAUCUUAAGAUCUGUGUGUGGCAGACUUAAUGAAGAUGCAAGUUAAUUUAUCACGUGUACCUGCGCAUAUUUGGGUUAAUUAUCUUUGGGUUAGUUGUUAUGAGUCUGGAUCAUGAAGAGCUACGAGAUUGAUCAUAGUGCAACGUCCAGGCAAGGAACAGAUGUUGCAAGAGUUGCCCUGCUAAAUCAGAUCAAUAGGAUAGAACUGCCUUGUGCAGAAUAAUUUGGUCUAGUGGUGUAGAAUAUGGCCUCUGUAUUUUAUUUUCAGUUUUAACAUGUGCCUGUUUAGACUUGGUGUGCUACUGCUAGCUGAACCUUUGAUGUUCUGUUGAACAAAUACUACCUCCGUAAACUAAUAUAAGAGCGUUUAGAAUACUAAAGUAGUAAUCUAAACACUCUUAUAUUAGUUUACAGAGGGAGUAGUAAUGAGGUGCUGAGUAGUCGUUUGUAUUAUUAUGAGAAUCCCCAUUAUCAAAGAAGAAAACAUCACAGCUAAUUAUGAUCGUAAUUGACAUUUCAUUUGCACAUGUAGCAUUAUCUCCUGGAUUGCUGCUUAAUUUGCUUUUUACGUUCUUUGCUAUAAGUAGAGAUUAAGGUAAAACUUGUGGCAGAUGACCAGGACGCAUGUAUGCAUUGAGCAAGCAUUUUUAAAAACCUAAAAUCAGAUAUUUUUGUAUGCAAUUAUAUAUUGGAUACCUGAAUUAUGGCCUUAUGGGUCUGAUUGUGUUGG
Molecule: messenger RNA, 2592 nt
Organism: Triticum urartu
Lineage: Eukaryota; Viridiplantae; Streptophyta; Magnoliopsida; Poales; Poaceae
Source: RefSeq, a predicted model, not a curated record